CAGUAUUGAUCUUCCCGGUCGACGUAGCUGUGUUGUCAGUGUAUUCUACUUGUAGUUACUGUGAACUGUAUCCAAUAGAGUUGUAGUUUAUAACAUAGUGCAGUGGUCAGGACAUGAAAUUGUUCGUCAAGUUCAAGUGAACUUCUCGAGUCGGUUUGAUUUUCCCAGAUAUGGCUAGCAAGGUACGAGACGAAGCAAGUAAUCAGGCCCCGGCAGACAGCAGGAUCCCCGUGUUCUGCAGCAACCCCAAACCGCUAUCCCGUUUCUCUCGACCUCUGGCCAACCUCAGCAACAAGGUACGCGCACAUCUUUCCUCCGAUUCCUCCUCGAAGCACCGUCAGCUCUUCGGAAUUCUCGGAGGUGGCCCCAGUAAGUCUUCCAAGUCCAAAGCGUUCUUGCAGACGUCCAGCCAGUCCUGUCCGUCCGAGCGACCCGUCAGGCCCACCAGGUUCUUCGAAUCCUUCGACCGACCUAAAGAAUCCUUCAGCCUCACCGAAGUCAACAGUCUCGAGCCGAAGAUAUCGAAGGCGCACUUGGGCAGGAGAGUAUGCGUCGCAGGGCACAAGGUAGGAGUUCUUCGCUAUGUGGGAAAGAUCGAGCUCGACCCUGGCUACUGGUGUGGGGUUGAAUUCGAUGAUCCGAUAGGGCUGAACGACGGUUCGGCGAGGGGUGUGAGGUACUUCGUGUGUCCCCCGCUGCACGGCGUGUUGGUUCCCGCCAGCAAGGUGGCGCUGGUGCAGGAAGAAGUGGGAGAAUUCGUGAGUGAGGUGUCGGACUCCGGUCCACACAGUCUGCUGGCGGUGUCCAAGAACAAGCGGCACUCCAUGGGCGAGGACUGGAUCAAGGAAGAGGCGCCUCCUCCUCCCACCGUCAAGAGAGUCGGCAGCGUCAAGUCCGUGAGUCAGGCGUCCACUCCGACCCCGAGCAGCACUAACAGCAACGGCGUCCUCAUCUGGGACUGGACCAUCGGCUCGCAACACUCUUCCUCCGCCGGCUCCCUGGUCCCCUCGGCCCGCGCCCUCUCUAGUUCUGUGCCCGACCACAGUCACGUCUCCCUGCAACUGAGCAAACACAGCAGCUUCGAGUUCGACGACAGCCUCGGCAUCCUCACCCCGGACCAGAUGAACGAUUUCACUAUGAACUGCAGUGAGACGAAUAUCCCGAGAACUCCUUCCACCGAGGACGUACCCUUCCUCAUACAAGAUCUCGAUUAUGACAAAGAAAACGACAAUCAGCGUAGGGGAUCAAAACGUUCUUCGUUGGAAAUGCAAUUUGAAGAAGCCUCUGUCGCGAAAAACGCACAAAGCCAACUAUUCAACAAUCUUACCCUAUCGAAAAGAGAAGGAAGUCUCGAGGAAAAGAAAUAUCCUAACGAAAUUGUCAUGAAGGAGCCAGAAGAUGUAAAAGAAAGGAGAGUUGCUAAGGACGAACUGAUGGAACAAGAGAUCGCUAAGGACAUAUCUGAAGACACGGAAAUGAGUGACAGCAAUCCUUCUAAAAAGACUUCGGCCAUGUCCGUCUCUUAUGAGCCGGGGUCAGAAACCGUAAGCAACAGUGAAAAUAUGGAAUUCAUCAGAAUUAAUCGGACUCCAUCACUGGAAGAUCUGCCUAUGGACAAAGUGGACGGGAAGAUAGAAGCGUUGGCAGGUCCGUCGAAACACGUUCUCCCGCCUCCAACAAGCUUUGUGACGUCAGUUACAAGUAUCGCUAGUCUGGACAACGGGUACCAGGGAGACGGUGAAUGGAGCAGACCGGCCAGUCGAGGUGCUGACCAUUCCCCUCUAGCUAACAAGGUGAAGACUAUGGACCCCAUGACGGACUCUGACUUCUUCACGGAGAGCGACGCGGACAUGCACGACGAUACGAGUGGACAGAUGGGUUCGGGGACGGGACGAGGGGAUAGGAAGGCGCAAGUCAUCGAUGGAACCCUUUACGGUGGAGUAUCCGGUAGCGCACAGAAUCCUACGGGAGGUUCCGUCUACAUGUCCAAUCAAGGAAACCAAAGAUGUCCUGCUUUCACGCCCAACACUGAAGAAAUGGAUUCGAGUGGCAUUUAUUCUGACUUGGAAAGAAAACCAGAAGAGCCGAAUUCGGACGGUGGUCAAAUACUCACAGAAAACAAUGUUGACGAAACGAACGAAAACGAAAAAGACUUCUCCCCCGAGGGAUCGACGAGGACCGGAUCCUCUAUAAGAUCUGACAUGAGUCAAACCCUGAUUUCUCCGGCAGCAUUCGCUAACUUACUGAUGGAACAAGUCAACACUAUCAGAAACCUUGCGGUCUCGGUUCCUAUGGAAAGUAAUGAGAACAUAGAUGACGCCAUGGAGGACGAUGUUUUUGUCAAUCCUACUACCGAUAUCACAGACGUUCUAUCCGAGAAAACGGUAGUGGAAGUAAAAGAUCCUUCUGCUAAGAAGCGUGAAGACCACGUAAUAAAAAAAUACAAAAUGCCGAAACGAAAUGUCGUCUCCAAAAUAAAGACCAUGAUCACGUCAAACUCGACCAACAAGAAGGAGGUAGAAGACGAGAAUCAGGAGAACAGAAGACCGGGACGGACUCAACGGAAGAACGGACGCUGGGACGCCGUUAUGAACAAAAUCGCUCAGGGAAAAGAAGAAGAGAAGACGAAGCCGAGCCGGUUGAAGGAAGUGAAGAGCAAAGUGUUCGCUGGGAUUACAGUGGCUCCAGCUGCGGCCACCCAGGCUCCUGUCCAGGCAAGAAGUUCAGUUCUCCAGCAAGCCUCCAGGAAGUUGAGCACAAGAAGUCUCACCAACGCGCAGUCCGCGUCCACCCGUUCCCUCAGGGAUGUGACGUCGCUCAAAUCCAAGAGCCGACGGUCACGGACUCGAGGGUCGGAGUGUUCGCUGCCUGCCGGCAAGUCACCCACCUCCCAGGCCAGUUCCCGCAACAGCUCGCUCAGUGACGUCAGUCUCAGCAAGACCUCGCCCCAGUCGCUCAGAGGCAGCAAGAAGCGAGAUGGCAUCCGCUCCACCUCUCCUCAGAGCGACGGUUCCGCCCCCGGGCGUCCUCACACUCAGACUCUGCCCCCCAGGCUACUUCCACCUCGUACCGCUGUUCGAACACUUCAAAGGAUCGCUGAGGGUUGUUCGAAACCGGCGUUGUUCGAGGCGGAACCGCUGAAGCGCGGAGUCACUUCUGUGUACUCGCUGAGCAGCCAUAUCGAAAAGAACGGCGGUGUUGUCGCCGAGCUGAAGAGCUCUCCGAUAAGGAAGAGCACCCAGAGACGUCCCAUCACUGCGCCGUCCACCAAACCUGCUCCACUCAGGGAUGUGAACCGAGUGGAUCAUGUGGCCAGUGGUGUGGUGCCGGGGGUGGCAGCAGGUGUGGCGACAGGUGCUAAACCGCUCGGAGAGGUUGUGACCAGAGCGCCUCCUGCACCGACGGUACGCCUAGAUGUUGCCUCAAAAGAACUGAAACAUGCGGCACACGGUGUUGAGGCGCUAGGUGUUCUACUCAACUAUCUCGUCUAUAAUCUGGAUGCCUUCUCCACGCCACAGUUGAAGAAAGAUCUUGAAAAGAUGAGAUCCGAUUGGCUGAAUACCAAGCUGCAGAUGGAGGAGGUGAAGGUGAGCUACCUGCGCUCAGAAGAGGAGAAGAAAUCCUACCAGCGCCAACUAGAGGAAACCCAGGCAGAGCUGCGAGCACAGGGGGACAGUCACACACAGAGAGUCCAGAUACUUACCAAGGGUCACGAGGACACUGUAAAAGAACUGGAAUGGAGACUGACAAACAAGGUGGAGGAGGUGAGGCGAGAACACCAGCAGGAGUUGUGUCGUCUGCGGCAAGAACACUCGAAGGAGGUGGAGCGAGUGCAGGCAGUGGCGAAUCAGCGAUUGAGUGAGCGUGAGCGGGAGUUGAGUGAGAGGUUGACAGCCACGCAGUCAGACUACGAUACCAUCAAGGAACAGAGCCGCAGACUGCUUGAUUCUAUGCAUUCUGAUAAGGAUGCAAAGCUGCAGGCAACUGCUGGCCGUUGCAAGAUGCUGCAGGAUGAGGUGGCAUCAUUACGAGCUGUGCUGGAGUUGCGCAGUUCCGAGCUGCAAGAACUACGGAAAACCAGUGAGCUCGCUCAGAGAGAUGCCCUCCAGCUGCCACCUGCUCUCCAGCGCAUUACAGUUCUGCAGGCUCGCGUCGAGGACUUGGAGCUGCAGUUGGAGAGGAAGACUGCUGUUGAACAGGCCCUGGCUGCAGAGAAGGAAAUGAUGGAGCAGAAGGUGCAGCAGGAGGACAGCAAGAAUAAGCGACUGUCACAGUAUAAUGAGGAGCUCGUGUGGAAACUGAAGCACAGCUCGGAAGUGGUCAGUGCGCUGGCCGCGCUCAACCAGGAGAUUACCACUGCUAAGAACAUCCAGCUGUUGUCAUCCCCACACUCCAACCUGACUACUCCAAAACACUGCCAUGGAGAAUCUCAUCAGAGGAAUGGACUGACAGGAGUGCCGAAGGAGGGGUCACCACCACAGUCGCCGAAAGUGAAGGGAGUGGUGGAGAAGAGCGACUCUGUGUCCUGGGUGCUGGACCUCGAUGAAGCCCCGCAGAAUGUGGCGACUCGUCUGGUACGCAGGGCCCACAGCAUGCGAGCAGUACAGUCGGCCACACCGUCGCCGGCGCAUCAGACACGCACACUACCUAACCCACACAAGCGCCAGCGUAGUCGUACCACCACCUGCGUUCCGGGAAACAAGCCUCAGCGCACUCGCUCCUUCUCCUUCGACUCUGACUCAUCGGAGGUGCCUGUGCCACGGAAACUGGCCGCAGAGUGGGAUCGAGAGUCCUCCGUCAGCCCACCGUCCCAGACAGGCAGCCAGAUAGACGACACAGAGGAUCUCAUCGUGGUCGAGACGAUCGGUGAGGACCGUCUCAGUUUUUUAGACCUGGACCGUCACAUCGAUAGAGAGAAAAUUGAGGUUAUGGGUGGAGAAGACUUUGCUUCACCGAAGCUGUCCUCUUCCAGUGGCGGAUCUGAGAUUUCCGUUCGGAGCAGACGAAAUGAACCCAAAGGUAUAGAUAAUGAGGAGAUCCUCAUGAUCAACAGAGUGGACGGACUGAUCUCUUCCCUACCCAAGGAAUCUGCAGGGGAAGCGAUGAUCUCAGAAGAGACCUCCGACAAUGAUUCUGGUACUCGAGACUCCGAUGAGGAAGUGGAGAGGUACUGUUCAGAUGAUGAUAGUUUGUCAGGAAGUGCGUCAGAAUUGGUGGAAAGGAGGAGAAAGUACUUGAUCGAGCACAAAAUCAAAAUUGACCUGAAACAUCAAAAUCUCACCUCAAAGAAAGUUACUGAGCUGAUGCCCGGAUCGGACUCUGGAAGUCUGUCAGCCGCAACGACUGCCAUGGAUCUCAGCUGGUCAGAAGACAUUGAUCUUCUACCCUCGGAGUCCGAAGGGUAGCUGAGGUUGUGCCAAAAUUCGCUGUUGUAUUCAAAGUCUAAAGGCUUCUGACGGCCUGAUCGGUGUUGCUUACAUUCUACAGAUUGCUUACUACAUUUUAUCAACGAGUUUUAAAUUGGGAGCAAUUCAAAGGAUUGACGAAAAGCUUUAUGCUCUGUUGCAGAUGUGCUGGGAUCAAAAUGAUUUUUACAUUUGUUGCAGUGUAUCUUUGCUGCGCUAAACGCCAUGUUUUAAAUGUAAGUACAUUUUAGAACAGCUGAAACCAAAUUGUAGAAAAUGAUAAGUCGAGUAGGUUUUAUUUGCGAGGCUGUGUUUGUUGAUGGUGACGGGACUUGUCGAAUUUUGUUAUAGGAAUAAUCGUGAAUUUGUACAGAUGGAAGAGAAAUUGUGAGUAUUUAUGUAUGAAGUGUAGCCUAAUAAAAUGUAUUGAAUUAAAACUUGUCUAAUGAAUUUGUACAAAGUGUUUAAACUUAGCACAUUAUUGGGUAAGGGGAAAAUUUUAAAUCGUUUUGUUUUAUUAAAUACUGUUUUACUACAUUUAAUUUCUAGGGUUAUAUCUGCAAAUGUACUGAUAAACAUGUUUAUUACAUCUAAUCUUUUGAAGUGUAAAAUAGAAUAAAUUCAGUAUUAUCCUAGGCACAUAAGUUGCUAGUCAUAGACUGUGUAAUUAUUUAUUGUAGUUUUUCAUUUUGUUGUGGUUGUGAUUACAAUGCUGUUUUGUAUAGUGUUCACUUUUAUUGUAUCAUAUUGUUAAUUUCAUUUUAUGUAGAAUAAUUUUCACAUAAAAUUAGUACAUAUUUAAUUUUAAUACAAAUGUAGGAUAUUUUAAAACUGCUUAGGUACUACAUCUGCCAUUCUUGUAAAUGUAAUUAAGUUGUGUACAAGUCUUUUCAUUGUUUUAAGGUAAGAGCGAUAUUUUUGUUAGUUUCCGAGUACAAAAUCAUUAGACACAAAACAUACGUCACAAGAUAGUAUGAGACUUUGUUUUUUUAAAAGAUUCAAAUGAAUUUUCAUUUUAAUAUCUGCUGUCUACAUGUACUAGUAUAAUAAAGUUACACCACAUUUA
Messenger RNA from Homalodisca vitripennis (glassy-winged sharpshooter), 6471 nucleotides. RefSeq lists its product as uncharacterized. The record is from RefSeq and is a predicted model, not a curated record. Gene Ontology annotation, cellular component: cytoplasm; nucleus. Lineage: Eukaryota; Metazoa; Arthropoda; Insecta; Hemiptera; Cicadellidae. Gene Ontology annotation, molecular function: microtubule binding. Bases 171 to 5405 code for a protein of 1744 amino acids. The transcript has 16 exons.